GGUCUGAGCACCUCUGGAAGUGAGGUUAACAAGGUACACUCCAAGACCUUUUGUGGCAACAGCAGAGAGGAGGAAACCAACACUUCGUGAACAUGAGCCUCAAAUCCCCGAUGUCUGCCCCUCAGUUUGAGAGCAAAGGAAGCCAUAUUUCAGCUAGAAAUGGAAGCUGUUUUCUAGUCAGGCACACUCCUCAUCCCAGAAGGGUCUGCCACAUCAAAGGUUUGAAUAACAUUCCAAUCUGUAAUGUGAACGAUGAUGAGAACUCAUUCAGAACAUUGUGGGGUGUUGGCCAGUCCCACCACUCACAGAAAGAUGAGAUACCAUAUGGCAGAUGCAGCUCCCCACCCAGUGCUGUGGCCACGCAGAGCCCCGUCAGAGGAGUCUCGCCAGCCCUUAGCGGGGUCAAAGUGCCCCCACGGCCUCAUUCUGAGCCCUGUCGAAAAGUCAAGGAGUGCUUCAAAACUUCCAGUGAUAAUCCCUUAGUAAUUAAAAAGGAUGAAACAAAGGUAAAAAAUCCACCAUCGACUCCAAAGGCAUGCUCUACUGCUAGUUCUUCUUCUUCAGAGGUGACAAGUACCAAGACUGCCAUCAAAGAGAACACCAUCUGCAUACCAAACUAUCUGGAUCAGGAAAUCAAAAUUCUGGAAAAGCUCUGUAACAUUUUACGCACUGAUUCUCUGGCAGAAGUUCUACAGUGGCUGCUUCAUGCAAGUUCAAAAGAAAAGGAGUGGGUCUCAGCUUUGAUUCAUGCUGAACUGGCUGAGAUAAACUUGUUAACUCGCCUCAGAAGAAACACCUCAGCUGAACCAGCAGCAGAGACUGGGAAGCCACCCAAAGUUAAGUCACCCUCAAAUUCAUCAGCAAAAUCAAAGGUGCCAACAAGUUCUAGGGAAGAACAUCAACAGAGGAGAGUGUCAAGUCAAGGAUCUGAAGAAAAUAAGGAAGUACUGAAAGAGGGCAAGCCUCCAUUGUUUAUAAGAAGAAAUCAGAUGAAAAUACCUGUUGCAGAAUAUUUCAGCAAGCCAAAAUCUCUUCCCAGGCCUAAAACUCAGGAAAGCACAUCAACAAAGCCAGUGUCAGCAAGGAGUACACAACAAGGAUAUAAUCUCUCUGCCCAAAGAGCAUUUUAUCCUGUAACAUACCAAAGGUAGAAAUGGUAUGCUGGGCUAAACCUUUCAGAAACACAAGUUUCACUUUGUUAGGACAUCAAUUAUGAAAAACACAUUUUUGGUAUGGAGGAAUCAACAGCUCCUCUAUAUGGUGGUACACGUAAAUCUCAAAGCAACUGUAUAUAAAGCUACUAAAUAAAUAUUAAUG
Cervus elaphus (red deer) is the source of this 1317-nucleotide messenger RNA. RefSeq names its product chromosome 17 C4orf17 homolog (gene C17H4orf17). Lineage: Eukaryota; Metazoa; Chordata; Mammalia; Artiodactyla; Cervidae. The coding region runs from base 93 to 1151 and encodes 352 amino acids. The transcript is spliced from 8 exons. The record is from RefSeq and is a predicted model, not a curated record.